GCGACUGUUACAAACCGUAAUCAGUUAUCACUGAGUCUGUAAUAUCGUUGUCGGUGGAUUGUAUAUUUUGUUUUUUUUUUCACACGCCGUCCUCGUUUUGUUCGUGUUUGGUUUUUGUAUGUACUUCGUAUCUACGGUUUUGCGGUCGACAUUUUUUCUAGCUUCGAUAGUUCAAGUCAUUUUACAUCCUGUGCACCCGUUACCGCGCUCGUACGAAGCACGUUUUAUCUGGUUUGGUUGAGUACGGUUUUUUAAAAUUGUUUUUUGCGACGUUCGUUUUUUCAUUUACCAUGGGAUGCACGAUAAGUUCGGGUGAGAAAGAGGCGGUGGAGCGAUCUAAAAAGAUCGACAAGACACUCCGAGCCGACGGCGAAAAAGCAGCUAGAGAAGUAAAGCUAUUACUGUUAGGUGCUGGUGAAUCUGGGAAAAGUACUAUUGUAAAACAAAUGAAAAUCAUUCAUGAGACAGGUUAUUCUAAAGAAGAAUGUGAACGGUAUAGACCUGUGGUAUUUAGUAAUACAAUUCAAAGUUUGAUUGCAAUUAUACGAGCAAUGGGAAUUUUAAGAAUUGAUUUUUCAGAUCCUAGCAGAACGGAAAAUGCCCGUCAUUUUUUUUCUUUAGCUGGUGUUACUGGAGAAGGUGAAUUGACUCCAGAUUUAGUUAAACUUAUGAAAAAAUUAUGGGCAGAUCCUAGUGUACAAGAAUGUUUUUUGCGCUCUAGAGAAUAUCAACUCAACGAUUCUGCUGCUUAUUAUUUAAAUGCACUGGAUAGAAUAUCUUUACCUAAUUAUGUACCUACACAACAAGAUGUGUUACGGACAAGAGUGAAGACUACCGGCAUCAUUGAAACAAAUUUUUCAUUUAAGGGAUUGAAUUUCAAAAUGUUUGAUGUAGGUGGACAAAGAUCAGAGAGAAAAAAAUGGAUUCAUUGUUUUGAAGGUGUUACGGCUAUUAUAUUUUGUGUAGCUUUAUCAGGUUAUGAUUUAGUAUUAGCAGAAGAUGAAGAAAUGAAUAGAAUGAUAGAGUCUAUGAAAUUAUUUGAUUCAAUUUGUAACAGCAAAUGGUUUGUUGAUACAUCAAUAAUAUUAUUCUUGAAUAAAAAAGAUUUAUUUGAAGAAAAAAUCCGAAGAAGUCCACUAAAUUCUUGUUUUCCAGAAUACACGGGUUCUAAUAAUUAUGAAGAAGCAGCUGCUUAUAUACAAAUGAAAUUUGAAAGUUUAAAUAAAAGAAAAGACCAAAAAGAAAUUUACACACAUUUCACUUGUGCUACUGACACAAAUAACAUACAAUUUGUUUUUGAUGCUGUAACUGAUGUGAUCAUCAAGAAUAAUCUCAAAGAUUGUGGUCUUUUUUAGAAUUUGUAACAAGUUGCCAAAAUUAUUAUUAUUAUUAAUGAUUUAAUUGAUAAUUAUUAUCAUUUUUUUUUCAUAUGACUGAUAAAAUUAUAAAGAUCUUAGCAGUUCUCAUUUGUUGUGCCAAAUAAUUAUAAAAUUUAAGUAAUGAAUCA
This is a messenger RNA of Melanaphis sacchari, 1507 nucleotides long. It is a transcript of the gene Galphai, whose product is annotated as guanine nucleotide-binding protein G(i) subunit alpha. The record is from RefSeq and is a predicted model, not a curated record. Gene Ontology annotation, biological process: adenylate cyclase-modulating G protein-coupled receptor signaling pathway. The transcript has 6 exons. The coding region runs from base 291 to 1355 and encodes 354 amino acids. NCBI's taxonomy places the organism in Eukaryota, Metazoa, Arthropoda, Insecta, Hemiptera, Aphididae. Gene Ontology annotation, cellular component: heterotrimeric G-protein complex. Gene Ontology annotation, molecular function: GTP binding; G protein-coupled receptor binding; G-protein beta/gamma-subunit complex binding.